Salvelinus fontinalis (brook trout) is the source of this 2615-nucleotide messenger RNA. RefSeq names its product FAST kinase domain-containing protein 4-like. Gene Ontology annotation, cellular component: ribonucleoprotein granule; mitochondrial matrix. Bases 174 to 2081 code for a protein of 635 amino acids. Gene Ontology annotation, biological process: mitochondrial RNA processing; regulation of mitochondrial mRNA stability. Gene Ontology annotation, molecular function: RNA binding. The record is from RefSeq and is a predicted model, not a curated record. The transcript is spliced from 11 exons. NCBI's taxonomy places the organism in Eukaryota, Metazoa, Chordata, Actinopteri, Salmoniformes, Salmonidae.
CUUUGAUGAGGUCAUUUUCUUGCGACUAUUGCUGACAGCGCCAUGUGAAUGUCGCCUUCGUCCACUUGCUAUCUAGCUUAUUUAUCAAGGUGUUAGCAUGGUGACUCUGGCUGCUGUGUUGUGAAUAGGAUUCUCGCUGCUCUCUCUGGCCUCGCGCUGCUCUCUAUUCCUCCAUGACCAGCCGUCUGUUGGGCCGAUGUGCCCGUCUCCUCCCCAGGGCCACCCCCCAGGCCUUAGCCACCGCUGCCCGCCUGCCUACGCCUGCAGCUGGGCCAGCAAAGCCGCUGUGGGCCCAGGCCUGGCGGCAGCCUGUGGUAAGGGGACUAUGUGAGGGCAGGAGUUUGGUCAAAGAAGAGUAUCCCAUCGAGCCCAAACGCACCCAGCUGGAUGAGCUCUUAGAGAGGGCCCAAUCUCCACAGGAUGUCCUGCAGGCGUGGGCGGCACAAGGAGGAAAGGCCAAUCAGGCGGCUAAGACUCUGGUUCAGCUUGUCAGAUUGGCUGGGAGAGAGAAAGGUGGGGCUAAAAUGGACCAAUUUGAGCUGCUGAAUGAUCCCAGACUGCUGGACAUAAUGGACACAGUUAUUGCACAGGUAGCGUCAGUGUGGAAUGGUACGCUGGUCUCUCUGCUGCGCUCCCUCUCUAUUCUGGGUAUUCCUCCUACAGCUGCAGUACAACGCUCCAUCCAGACAGAGGUGCUGUGGCGUGUACGCAGACUCUCCUACAAACAGCUGUCUUUCCUGGCAGACUGGGGAGCAGGGCGGAAUGGUCAGAUGGAGGUGUUGCUGGUGAGCGCAGCGCUGAAACAGCUGGAGCUCCGCUGGACUGAGAUCGCUGACGCCAGAACAGUCAGUACCCUGAUGGCUAGGGCUGGACAUCUCAGUCCUGCACUGAUGGACAGACUGGAGGAUAAGGCGUUAGAGCUAGCUGAAGGGUUUGGGGCGGAGGAUAUCCGCAGGGUGUGUGUGUCUCUGGCAUCUCAGGGACGCCGGUCAGUGCCUCUGCUCAGAGCUCUGUCCUACCACUUCCUACAGAAACCCUCAACAGACCUUACCACACCGCUACUGUUGGACCUCGCCUACGCAUAUGGGAAGUUGAAUUUCCACCACUCCCAGGUCUUCCAGCGAUUGGCAGCCGAGUUGUUACCCAGAAUGCCAGAGAUGAGUUCUGCCGAUGUCACUCGCUGCGCCAAAUCACUAGCCUUCCUCAAGUGGCUCCAUCUCCCAUUGUUUGAGGCAUUCACUGAGCACUACAGCGUGAACAGUCAGAAGUACAGCACACUGCAGCUUUGUAACCUGCUCAUGUCAUUGGCCAGGCUCAACUUCCAGCCCAGCAAAGGGGAGGAGUUCUACAAGAAGGUCCACUCUGCCCUGGAGGGUGUUCUCCCCAGCCUGGAGGCGUUCCUGCAGACAGACGUGGUGUGGUCUCUGUGUGUGUUACAGCAGGCCAAGCCCCAGCACAUCACGGCCCUCACUCAACACACACAUGUUGCCAAACUCUCAGAAGGCAGUCUGUCUCGAGUGGAGAACUAUCGCCUGAAACUCCUCCACAUCAUUGCUACCCUCCAGUUAGAACACCCAGAGUCUCUGUCCUCCACCCUGCCUACAGAGGCCAUGUUGCUUCCCUCCACCCUCGGCCGGGACUCCCCCCUCUCCCCUCUACAGACUGGGCUGAAGGGGGCCCUGGGUAAUCUGGUGGGGGGGAAAGCAGAGGCCCUACGUACCGGGGUCAACACUAUAUAUGGCUGGACCAUAGAUGGAGAGCUGGUGGUGGACAGUGAAAUGAAGCCAAUGGACCUGGUGACCCUGACGGCCCCUCACCUGCCUGGAGGAGGCGGAGCCAAGUCCUUACCUGAGGGGGCAUGCAGGUUAGCAUUCCUGACCUGGGAGUUUCCUAACUAUGGCUCCAGGAGUAAAGAUCUGCUGGGAAGAUUCACCAUGAUGAGACGGCACCUCAAACUGGCUGGCUUUAUCCUUGUAGAGGUGCCAUACUAUGAGUGGCUGGAGCUGAAGUCUGAUUGGCAGAAAGGGGCGUAUGUGAAGGAUAAGAUGGGGAAGGCCAUUGCUGAGGAAAUGGCGAAGUGAACUAGGCCAAACAGCAGAAGUCUGGUUCAGUUCUAGACUCAAUUGGACUGGAAAGAGGAGAGCCAGGAUGCCAAGGACGGCUCACCAGAACCAAUCUGGUCACAAACAACUCUGAACAGCAACCACACACACACACACACACACACACACACACACACUAAUCAACCCACUCUAAAACAAGCCGCUCGGUGGAAAAUCUCUUUUCUUGUUUUAUCUUUGGUUGCCUUGCCGAUGCGUGGGGCUUUCCUUGUUACCAUGGAGAUGGCCCCUGAGUUCUGUAUGCUGAAGAGAGCAAACAGAGGGAGAAAGAGAGAGUGGGCCCUACAGCAGAAAGCAAGGGAAGAAAGACCUCUGUUGCUAAGGAUAUGUGUCCCUAAGUGACACUCAACGAGAAUAGAGAGCAGCAUCAUAGAAUCCAUGCCCCAAUGAAUGUUAAAAGCUGUGUAUCACCUGUGAAUAGAGUGGUCUAAUUAAAUUAUCAAUAUGAGCUUUGAGUGAUAUGAUUUAAUAAAUUAUUUUACGCUUUAAUUUUGA